AAUAAUCGGGAUAUAGGCAUUCCUCUGUCACCCUCCGUCUGCUCAGCCGGUCCUAUUCCAGAGGAGCUAGCUGCGGUCCACUUACGACUUGCGAAUUUUCCUUCCGUUUGCUGCGAGACUAGCUCCUCUAUAAGCCGAGUUAGCCAGCACUUUGAUGUACCCACCAGUUUUCCACCUUCACUAACAGACAACGCGUUACCAACACAUGAUCACAUUAGAGUUGACCAUGAUCCGACAUUCCAAUUAGCCACGGAAAUCGAUGCGACUGCAGAGCGGGAAAAAAAAACUAAAAUAACAGCAGAUGAUAUCUUAAAAGUAAUCGACAUGAAUGAAGAUAAGGACAAGAGAAACAGAGGGAAAAAAUUUAUGGAAAUGAGAGGGAAAGGUCAGAUAAAGAGAAAUAUCACUUCUAUAGUGACCCCAGGUUGUCCUGGCCACAAGAUCUUUACUGCUCUGGAAAAUGAUGACAAGAUCAACCACGCGGAGAAUAUUAGCGCCCCAUCAUCUUUGUCAUCUUCUUGUGACGCCGUGGUACCCGCUAUUCUAUCAGUAGGCAAGGCACGAGUAUCUGCCCUUGUUCGCCAGAGAAACCAUCAAUCAGUUUGGAAUAAAGAGUCUACACGGGAGCAGGUGAGCUGA
Protopolystoma xenopodis is the source of this 639-nucleotide messenger RNA. The record is from the annotation of a GenBank genome assembly. NCBI's taxonomy places the organism in Eukaryota, Metazoa, Platyhelminthes, Monogenea, Polystomatidea, Polystomatidae.